UGGUAUUUGUUGCAGGGAGUGCUGACCUUUAGAGAUGUGGCCGUAGAAUUCUCUCAGGAGGAAUGGGGAUGCUUGAACCACAGUCAGGGGGAACUGUACAGGGAUGUGAUGUUAGAGACCCAUGGACACCUCCUCUUUUUGGGUCUUGUGUCUAAGCCAGACCUAGACAUCUUUUUGGAGCAAAAGAAGGAGCUAUGGGGAGUGAAGAGAAAGGAGAAGGUACCCUCACACCCAGGUCUUGCUCUCUCUGGAUCUGGUCAAGAUUUCUGGAAAAGGAAAGAGCCCUGACAUGUGAAGAGAAAGGAGACAUUACCCACACAUGCAGUACCCUUCUAGUACUAUUCCAAAAUUUACAAGUACUCCAGAUGAUUCUGAUGAAAGCUAACUUUGACAGCCUCUGCAAGAACUAGGUCAGAAAUCAUCCUGGACUUGG
Leopardus geoffroyi (Geoffroy's cat) is the source of this 433-nucleotide messenger RNA. RefSeq names its product zinc finger protein 736-like. The transcript is spliced from 4 exons. The record is from RefSeq and is a predicted model, not a curated record. NCBI's taxonomy places the organism in Eukaryota, Metazoa, Chordata, Mammalia, Carnivora, Felidae. The annotation marks the transcript as partial. Gene Ontology annotation, biological process: regulation of DNA-templated transcription.